This is a messenger RNA of Xenia sp. Carnegie-2017, 1248 nucleotides long. RefSeq names its product 2-oxoisovalerate dehydrogenase subunit beta, mitochondrial-like. Gene Ontology annotation, biological process: response to nutrient; branched-chain amino acid catabolic process. Gene Ontology annotation, molecular function: catalytic activity. NCBI's taxonomy places the organism in Eukaryota, Metazoa, Cnidaria, Anthozoa, Malacalcyonacea, Xeniidae. Bases 41 to 1168 code for a protein of 375 amino acids. The record is from RefSeq and is a predicted model, not a curated record. The transcript has 10 exons.
AGGGGUGGGUGGGGUACCAAAGUGGAUACCGUUACAAAACAUGGCUACGGUAUCGAUCUUUUGUGUUCCACGUUUUUUAAGAAAAACUCGUAUUUUGGAAAGUGUAACAGCAACGUUUCAAGGAAGGGGUCGGUCAAACUAUGCUUCUACGUUUUCUUAUGUCGCUGAUUCAACGCAAUUUGAUGGUGAAAGUAAAAGGAUGAACCUAUUUCAAGCCUUGACAGAUGCUAUGGAUAUUGUACUUUCAUCAGAUGAAACGGCAAUUGUUUUUGGUGAAGACGUUGCAUUCGGUGGCGUGUUUAGGUGCACCGUCGGACUUCGAGAUAAAUACGGUAAAGACAGAGUAUUUAACACUCCGUUGUCAGAACAAGGCAUAGUUGGUUUUGGCAUAGGAGCAGCCUUGGCUGGUGCAACAGCCAUAGCCGAAAUCCAGUUCGCCGAUUAUAUUUUUCCCUCGUUCGAUCAGAUCUUGAACGAAGGGAGCAAAUUUCGCUACCGGAGUGGUAAUUUGUUUGACUGUGGAAAGUUAACGAUACGCGCUCCAUGCGGUGCUGUUGGCCAUGGUGCUCUGUAUCACUCGCAAUCCGUGGAGGCAUUUUUCUCGCAUAUACCUGGGGUGAAGAUUGUCAUACCAAGAGGUCCCACUCAAGCAAAAGGAUUGUUGUUAGCAUCUAUUCGAGACGAUAACCCCGUGUUGUUCUUUGAACCGAAAAUAUUAUAUAGACAGGCUGUUGAAAAUGUACCCGUUGGAGAUUACGAACUGCCUCUAUCAAAGGCUGAAGUCGUUUUGGAAGGUUCCGAUGUUACAAUGGUCGGUUGGGGUACGCAAGUCCACGUACUUCGUGAUGUAGCGCAAAUAGCAAAAGAAAAACUCGAAAUUUCUUGUGAACUCAUCGAUUUGCGAACAAUUUUACCCUGGGAUGUGGAAACCAUCGAACAGUCAGUCAACAAGACUGGAAGGCUGCUGAUUGCACACGAAGCCCCAAAGACAAGUGGGUUUGGUGCCGAAAUCGCUAGUACAAUACAGGAACGUUGCUUUCUGUCGCUGGAAUCACCAAUACAACGCGUGUGUGGCUGGGACACGCCAUUUCCGCACAUUUUCGAACCGUUUUACAUUCCCGAUAAAUGGAGGUGCUUUGAAGCGAUUAAAAGACUGACAAUUUUUUAAUUUUAUGUGCUAUGAUAAUACUUUAAUGCAAUGAUAUCAGAAUUAUUGUACAAUUAUAAUACUAAGCCAUGUUCACUUUA